Molecule: messenger RNA, 2197 nt
Organism: Vigna radiata var. radiata (mung bean)
Lineage: Eukaryota; Viridiplantae; Streptophyta; Magnoliopsida; Fabales; Fabaceae
Product: protein ALP1-like
Exons: 7
Coding region: 847-2106 (419 amino acids)
Source: RefSeq, a predicted model, not a curated record
UAACGAAAAAUCGUAUAUGCCCUGUACUAUUUUUAUAAUUUCAAGAGAACUUUAAAACAUUCAUGAUAUAAAUAAACGAACCGUUUCUAAAGUUUUCGUACUCGAUUCCAAGCAACGAAUUAAUUGCACUGUGCUCUCACGAGUCAUGUUACUGUCCCUGCCCAUGUGAGGAGUUUGCACUGUACUUCGCCAUGCUUUUGCAGCGCAGUGAAGUGUCCCUGGCGAGAUUCUCUUGUUGAUACGACCAUUCACUGUAAAAGGGAGAGAUUCGUGUUUGAAUUUGAAAAAGAACCUCUGACCAUGAACACCAUUAAUAACACACGCUGUUGGUACAUAAAUUUGGUGUGUGUAUUAACCGAUGCUUGAGUGUUUACACAGAGACAACGAAGUUUGAGAGUGUGUAUACUUUGAGGAGCUUUGCGCGAGUGAGAGUUGUGUCUGUGUGCUGAAGUUUUCUGUUGAGAGUGAGCAGCUGUGGAUACCUUCAUCUGAGGUUUUUGUAAUGAUAAGGUGCAUUUGGUAAGCAGGUGAAGUAUUUGGUAAGCUACGGAGGUGAAGUGAGGGAUAAGUACCCUGUUCAGAGCAUCUUUCACGUUGAAAAAGCUUGGUGGGUGUAUGUUAAUAAUUUUUUACCAUUAACUGGUUGAGCUUCCAAACUUGCUGUGUUGAGUCACCGUGGAGUUCAUUGAAGACGCAUGGUGUAGAGUGAAUUGAAGGUUCUUUUGGAAUUGUCACUCAUUUUAUUUGAAGACAAUUGAAAUUAGUAUCUAAUUGGGAUCUUACUCUGAGUGCGUAUUGAAUCUUGCUUGAAAUCUUGGUUCAAAGCUUUAUAAGUGUCUUCAAUAGAUGGAAGAAGAAAUAGAUUUAUCAAAUUUGGACCGUGAAGAUAUAAAUAAUGAUGUGGUUGGUGUAGACUUCAAUAUUAUCGCAACGAUACAUCAACAAUUACAAAUAACCACUUCAUUGGCUGCACUAACAAUGUUAUGCAUUGUUGGACAUGCGUUGAGUAUCUUGAAUAUGUACUCGAGUGAUUCGAGUAGUGUAAGCAAUUUCCUACCAGACAGAGAUCGUCGUAGGGAGCAAUUAAUGUCAUAUCUUGUGCAUGCUAAUCGGUGCCGUGACAUUAUUAGGAUGGGUCCAGAGGCAUUUAUUAAUCUUUGUGAGAGACUAAGAUCAACUGGGUUAGUUAAGGACGUCAUUCGGUUGACAGUGGAGGAACAAGUUGCUCAAUUUCUUCAUAUAAUAGGCCAUAAUGUUAAGAAUCGAAGUGUUGCAUCUUUCUUUCAUCGAUCUGGGUCGACGGUUAGCAAUCACUUUCAGAAUGUGUUAGAUGCUAUCAUAACUUUGGAAUCAGAAUUUCUAAUUCAACCCUCAGGAAAUGAGGUUCAUCCAUAUGUCUUGAACAACAAUCGAUUUUACCCGUACUUUAAGGAUUGUCUAGGGGCCAUAGGCGGUACUCAUGUUCGUGUAAAGGUGCCAAGAUCUGAUGCUGCGAGAUUUCGAGGAGGAAAAGAUUGGCCAACUCAAAAUGUGUUUGCGGCGUGUGAUUUUGACAUGAAAUUCACCUAUGUUCUAGCUGGGUGGGAAGGCACUGCAUCUGAUUCAAGAAUUUUAAAAAAUGCUCUUGAUCGAGAUGAUCCAUUGGUUAUCCCUCAAGGAAAAUACUAUCUCAGUGAUGCUGGAUUUAUGUUGAAAAGCACAAUUUUGACUCCAUAUAGAGGCUUCAGAUAUCACCUUAAAGAAUAUACACGAGGACCACAAAAUUCACGUGAAUUGUUUAAUCAUCGACAUUCAUCGUUGAGAAAUGUUAUUGAAAGAACUUUUGGUGUGUUGAAAAAACGAUUCCCUAUCAUUGCAAGUGGCACUGAACCACCCUAUGGAUUGGAAACAAUGACAGACAUUAUAUUAGCUUGUUGUAUCUUACACAACUUCCUUCGUAGCGUGGAUAACGAUGACUCAUUACUUGAUGAAGUUAAUAAUGAGUUGAAUGAAAGGGAAGACCAUAAUGUUUCAUCGUCUCAAGUUAGAGAAGAGGAUUAUAGGAUUGGUAGUAGUAUCAGGGAUUCCAUAACAGAUCAUAUGUGGCGAGAUUAUCAAAACUCUUAGUUAUGGUAUUUUAUUAUGUUGUAUGACUAUUUUAUGUUAUGGAUAUGACAAGAACUUGGUUUUAUAGAUGUUUAAUCUUUACUUCUUAUCA